CUCUUUUACAAGUUGGCCGAGUACCACCGCCUGGAAUUUCAAUUCGACCUAACUUGACAUCGGGUCUUGGCGUUUGAGCCACCUUGCCUGGUCUACAAGCGAUGACAAGCACCUCAAAGGGCCACCUCAGCCUGGACAGUUGGGUCGAUUCUGAGCAGCGCUGCAUUUCGUUCAAAUACCUUAGCAGAUCGCUUGGGAUAUCAGCCGACACCGCGAAAGGCAUGAUGAUGGAAUGGCGAGAACAUCAUAGGACUGUUUAUGCUACGUGGGCCAUAUCAGGAACCGUUGAAUCUGUGUCGCCAGCUCAUCUGAGUGCCUCUUCGAGCAUCAAUAUCGGUACAGGCCACAGGAGGUUGGUCUGCCUCGCCACGGACGACACGCUGGAGGCGACUAAGGAGAAGUUCUCGACAAUCUCGUCGUGUCACAUCUACAGUCUACAACCUGGUCGCGUCUCGAGCCUUGAAUCUGUAAUCCCUGCGCAGGAAGACGUGAAGCUUGCUUCGGUCCUUUCGGGAAGCGCAUUCAGUCGGAAGUGUAGCUCUAUUGUACACCACGAUGCUCAGGCACUUUUAGAAGAUGCACUACCGACUGGUCCCUCUGCCAAAAUCCUACCGCCAGCGAGACUCAACGGACCCGUCGCGCCAGCAAGCAAGGCCGGACUUCCCGAAAACACCCAUGGCAAAAGAUCCGAGCCGAAGACAUUAGCAGCAAAGCAUACUGGUCCUUCCUCGCUAGCAUCUGCUUUCGCCAAGACAGUGAAACCUUUCAAGAAGACUGCAGCGGCAGCCGUCGAAGUCGACGCGAUCGUGCCCGUCCCUGUCCAAAACAUCAUACAAACUACGACUGCUGAACCAGCUCUGGCUGUACGAACUGGCUUGACAAAGGCAUUGGCGCAAUCGACAAAGUUAAGUGCAGCCCAAGUCAAGAGAGCAGAGGAGCACGAUGCGGUCGAGCUGAUGAUGAUGGACGCGGAUCAUACAACGAUAGAGAUGGCAUCAGCUCAAGAUGCGAAGACUGAUCAAACAUUGGUUGACACUGAAGUCACCUUGAAAGCGGAGCCUGUCGUUGUUGACCAAGACCAAGAGGUCUCAGUUCCAGUAGCUCGACGAGGUCGCAAGAAGGUGAAAAGGCAGAUCCACGUCCAAGACGAAAAGGGCUAUCUGGUCACCAAAGAUGAAUGGUAUUACGUGUCCUGCUCAGAGGAUGAGCUAGCCAUGACCAGAGCGAUGCCUGUCGCCAGAGUCAAGUCAAAGCCAAAAGCUGCAGGUCAGAAAGCAAAGUCCGGGGGCAUUGCUUCUUACUUCACAAAGAAGUAAUUUUAUCGAAGUAGAUCCGGAUAACGCUUUUGUAUAUCAAUAAUUGCAAGUGCAAACAUCGAAUUAGCC
Messenger RNA from Protomyces lactucae-debilis, 1385 nucleotides. RefSeq names its product DNA polymerase subunit Cdc27. The record is from RefSeq and is a predicted model, not a curated record. Bases 102 to 1316 code for a protein of 404 amino acids. Gene Ontology annotation, biological process: nucleotide-excision repair, DNA gap filling; DNA replication; DNA strand elongation involved in DNA replication. The transcript has a single exon. NCBI's taxonomy places the organism in Eukaryota, Fungi, Ascomycota, Taphrinomycetes, Taphrinales, Protomycetaceae. Gene Ontology annotation, cellular component: delta DNA polymerase complex; nucleus. Gene Ontology annotation, molecular function: DNA-directed DNA polymerase activity.